GCUUGGGCCUUCUGCAAGCCAAGUUGGAACGGAUCAGCUGGUUGAGGUCCUCAAGCAAGCGUUCCAGUCUGCAUUUCUUCCUCCGUCGGAAGUGAAGAAAGCCGAUUCGCCUGUUGUCGAGACCAGGGAGCUUGUGCUGAGAUCUUCCUCAGAAGCGCCUACAAUGCUCUACCCUCCUGCUCAUGAACCUGCCGCGACGCCUGCCGUGAUGCCUGAACAGCCAACAUCGCCAAGCACAACAGUGCCUGGCACACCAGCUGUGAAGGAGACCAUGGUUGAUGAGACUUUGGAGGACGCGGGGGGUGCGAAGAAUGCCUCCAACCUGGCCCAAUUGGGGACAGUCCCACCAGAACCACCUACUGCACCUUCUCGCCAACUUUCAAAGGAGGAUGUGAAGGGUAUGAGUGAAUGUGAAAUUCUCAAGCAGUAUCGCCUUGGUUUGGUCCCCGAAGAGUUCAUCACAAGCAAGACCUGCAAGGGCCUUUACAUGCGGCUCCGCCGGCAGAUGGAGAAGGAUGAUGCUGACGUCAACUUUCCUCAAAUGAGCAAGAUGUUUGCGGGAAGCACCAAAGAGAAGCUUGGGUUGCUACGCUCCUUCUUGCAGAAUGGGGAGAACGCGAAGGCCUGUGAGACACAGAUCCGGCUGGAGAAGACGUGGGAACAUGAGUACGAAGGAAAGGAAGAACUCCUGACUGUCCGUGAGAUGAGAACUCGUGGCAUCAGUGA
Molecule: messenger RNA, 726 nt
Organism: Durusdinium trenchii
Lineage: Eukaryota; Dinophyceae; Suessiales; Symbiodiniaceae
Source: the annotation of a GenBank genome assembly